UUAAAAAUAUGCUUUGUUGUUGUGUACAAACAAGUACAAGGUUCGCAUAAAAUGAAAGCUAUGCAGUAGAAAGUUUUUGAAAUUAAAACAAUUUCAUUCAAGAAAAUUGCGUGGCUUUGAAUUUAUGGUGCUGAAGUUGUGAUAUUUUAUAAAAGUCAAAAAUAAUAAUUAAAAAAAUGACGAAUAUCGGUCAUUUGCUGCACUGUGUGUCUAAACAAAUAAAAAGCUCUGAACGUGAUGCACUUAUCAGCUCUUUUCUUGCAAAAGCAACGGAAACAGAAAAUGUUAAGCCAGAUCACUGCGCUAUAAGGCGUGUUGAGCGUUUGGAAAAGGAAGCUUUUGCGUUUUUUGCGCAAGCUUUGCAUAUCUAUCAAGCCGACGAAUGGAUGUUAUCGUUUAACGGCGGCAAAGAUUGCACUGUGCUGCUGGAUUUAUUACAGGCUUUCUUCAAACGCAACAAAUGCAUCAGUCAUGUACGCGUGCCAGUAUUGUAUAUUGAAUCGGACGACAGUUUUGAAGAGGUCGAAGCUGUGGUGUUGGAUUGCGAAAGACGCUAUAAUAUAGAGUUAAUAAGACAUAAAGGCUGUAUAAAGGAUGUGCUGACGCAAGUGCUCGCAGAAAGACCCGAGAUACGUGCUGUAUUCAUGGGUAGCAGACGCACAGAUCCAUAUUGUGAGAACUUGAAUGCCAUGCAGGUUACCGAUGUGGGUUGGCCAAGUGUAAUGCGUAUAAGCCCACUGCUCGACUGGAGCUACAGAGAUAUUUGGUAUUAUACAUUUGUGCGUCAAGUACCCUACUGCCGACUAUAUGAGCAGGGCUACACAUCGUUGGGACAAAAACAUAAUACAAUGCCAAAUCCUCAUUUACGCAUGUUUGAUCCGAUCACGAGAGCUGUUACGUAUAAACAUGCUGCUGAACUGACGGAUGCUGAAUUUGAACGCGCUGGCCGUACUAAAAAAGAUUAUGUGGAGAGUUGUGAAAAAGAGCUGGAGCAGGAAAACGCAGAAGCGGCGGUAGCAAAAUAGCAUAAAAAUUAGGAAUUUAGUACUUAGAUAAUAGCUAAAUUUUAAACAACGUGAUAAAUUCGGUAAAUUCAAUUUAUAUAAAAUCUUGAUACAAAGUUAUAUAUAUGUACACUAUGAAACAUAGUGUUUACAUUUUUGCAAAUUCCACAUGAGUCCUAGUAAAUAUAAAUAUUAUAAAUAUAAUUUAUAACUGUAUAUAGUGUCAAUCACCAAGCAAAAAUUAAGAAUUUUUGUAAAACGCUACACAAAUGCAAACAAUUUUAUGAAUUUCGCUUAAGACGCUUUGCAUGAUUAAUAACUUUCGCUUGGCGAUUAAAAAAACUGUUUUAUAAGAAUUUGCACUUAUAUUACAAUUUUAUUAGUUAACUUGCUGAAAAUAUUUAUAUGAAAUU
Molecule: messenger RNA, 1417 nt
Organism: Zeugodacus cucurbitae (melon fly)
Lineage: Eukaryota; Metazoa; Arthropoda; Insecta; Diptera; Tephritidae
Gene: Flad1
Product: FAD synthase
Exons: 4
Coding region: 177-1025 (282 amino acids)
Biological process (GO): FAD biosynthetic process
Molecular function (GO): FMN adenylyltransferase activity
Source: RefSeq, a predicted model, not a curated record